Cercopithifilaria johnstoni is the source of this 546-nucleotide messenger RNA. Lineage: Eukaryota; Metazoa; Nematoda; Chromadorea; Rhabditida; Onchocercidae. The record is from the annotation of a GenBank genome assembly.
AUGAGAACAUUAUAUCAUUAUCAUUGUGCAAUUGCGCACAUAUGUCAUCCAUUACAAAAGGUAACUCAAACAGGUUCGGCAUCUGCACGAAUAAUAAAUCAAAUUCAGCAAGAAAGACUUGCAAACCGUCUGAACCGGGCGGCACCACUGCAAAGUCCACGAUUCGUUGUACGAAAAAAAGUAGAGUACAAUAUGAGAAUGGAAGAAAAAAGAUUGAAGUUGCUGCAAGCAAAAUUAUUCCAUGCAACACAUGAAAAGCGGACUCCUGGAGCAGCAUAUAUAGCUCGCGGUGCAAGACGACCAUCCGCCUCCAAUCUCAAAAAUACAACAGCAUUUACUUUCUCGAACAACAAAACCAGAAGACAUGUGAAACCAGCAAUACCGAAAUAUUACAGUUGCAAGAAGCGUAAUUUGGAUCCAUCGGUAACUAGUAAUACCGAUCAAACGCCAUGGAGAACGGGCAGGGCAAAUACACCCACCUCACACGCAACAUAUAGAAGACUAAUUUUGACUACUGAUAAUGAUUUACUGGAUAAAUCUUCAUAA